AGUUACACUCACCAAUUCACUAAUACUCGUAGAAGAAGAAAACAGAGAGCGAAAAUGGCAGGGAUGAUCCACAAGAUCGAAGAGAAGCUGGGUAUGGGAGGCAAGAAGGAAGGUGAGAAGCACGACGAGGUGAAGAAAACCGAACACGGGUACGGAUCGGGAGAGAACCACAAGCAGGCCGAGCACGAUCACCACAAGCAGCCGGAGGCAGAGCACAAGGAAGGCCUUGUGGAGAAGAUCAAAGACAAAAUCCACGGCGGCGACGCUGAAGGUGCUGACGGCAAGAAGAAGAAGAAGAAGAAGGACAAGAAGAAACACGGCGAUGAUCAUGGCAGCAGCAGCAGCAGCGACAGCGAUUGAUUGCAGCACAUUUGAGAAUGGAAUAAAGAAAGAGUGUGCGUUUGUGUGUGCUUUGCUUUGUGUAUGUAUAAUGUAUUAAUAUUACUACUCUGUAUUUGGAUUAUUCUACUCCUUCCUCUAUGUUAUCUGCUUUGCUCUA
Salvia hispanica is the source of this 499-nucleotide messenger RNA. RefSeq lists its product as uncharacterized. The record is from RefSeq and is a predicted model, not a curated record. Gene Ontology annotation, molecular function: metal ion binding. NCBI's taxonomy places the organism in Eukaryota, Viridiplantae, Streptophyta, Magnoliopsida, Lamiales, Lamiaceae.